AUGGUUAAUAACAACGUCUUCAUUCAACUUCUUUUUCUUAUCAUCACGUCCUCAGGGUUUCUUUUCCAUGAAAUCAUUAAAGUUGGCUCCUGCCAGGGUGAUCAUCAAAGGGGUUGCAUUGACACUGAGAAGGUGGCUCUUCUCAAGUUCAAACAAGGCCUCACAGAUCCUUCGGGUCGGCUCUCAUCUUGGGUCGGGGAAGACUACUGCAAAUGGAGAGGCGUGGUCUGCAACAACAGGAGCGGUCAUGUCAUCAAACUCACACUGCGUCAUCUUGAUGGUGACGGAACAGAAGGCGAGUUGGGCGGUAAGAUCAGUCCUGCUUUGCUUCACUUGAAAUAUUUGAAUUGCUUAGACUUGAGCAUGAACAAUUUUGGAGGGAUUCCAAUCCCCGAGUUCAUUGGUUCGUUGGAGAAGUUGAGAUAUCUCAAUCUCUCUGGUGCAUCCUUUGGUGGACCUAUUCCUCCACAACUUGGAAAUCUUUCCAGCCUGCAUUACCUUGAUCUUAAGGAAUACUUCGAUGAGUCAAGCUAG
Messenger RNA from Vitis vinifera (wine grape), 534 nucleotides. Its product is annotated as receptor-like protein EIX2. The transcript has a single exon. The record is from RefSeq and is a predicted model, not a curated record. Lineage: Eukaryota; Viridiplantae; Streptophyta; Magnoliopsida; Vitales; Vitaceae. Bases 1 to 534 code for a protein of 177 amino acids. Gene Ontology annotation, molecular function: protein binding.